CCCACUUGGAACAAGCCUGCGAUGACACACUUCUCCACUCACUCGUAUACAAACACGUCCACGGCCUCUCCCUGGCUCGGGUCCCCGCCACCGCUACUUCUUCCCCGGCUCAUGUAACGGCAUCCGACCGUGAGGGGAUCGAGGCGCACGGAGGAGCCUUCUGAAAACGCGUGGAUUUACCUGAAACGGCGAACAUGACGGAUGUUUAGACGCGUACAUGACAGCGGAGAGAGCUCGGAGGGCUAUUCUGUUCAGGACUGAGCGAACCAAAACUACGAUGGCACUGCGGACUGCGUUGCGCGCUUUGGUACUGCUCUAUUUGCACUGUUUCCUACACUGUAGCUCAUUCAACCUGGACGUGGACCAGCCUUUCGUGUUCUCCGGACCCCAAGGCAGCUACUUUGGCUUUUCUGUGGACUUUUUCAACCCCUCCAACUCUAAGUCGGAUGUUCUGAUCGGGGCUCCCAGGGCGAACACGUCUGGCUCCGGCUCGAUAGUGGAGAGAGGAGCCGUCUACAGCUGCCCCUGGCGCUCUGUCUCCUCCUGUCAACAGCUGCAGUUUGACACCACAGAUGACCGAAAGCACACAAAUGGAGCUCAGAUGGAGUUCAAGUCUAAACAGUGGUUUGGAGCGUCUGUGCGGUCGUUCGGAGAGCACAUCCUGGCCUGUGCUCCUCUGUACCAGUGGUCCACAUUUGGUGUUUCGGAGCGGGAGCCGGUCGGGACGUGUUAUCUGAAAAAAGGGCCGUCCAUCGUGGAAUAUUCUCCCUGCAGAUCACAGGCCAACACUCCUGAAGGGCAGGGCUUCUGUCAGGCCGGGUUCAGUGCAGACUUUGUGAAGAACAACAAAGUGGUGGUGGGAGGACCAGGCAGCUACUACUGGCAGGGUCAGCUGAUUUCCGACGACAUUACUGAGAUUUUCGGUCGAACCACCAAUGACUUCGUUAAACAAUACAGCAACACGAUGGCCACGCGGUCUGCAGGAGCCCAGUACGAUGACAGCUACCUGGGUUACUCUGUGACUGUGGCAGACUUCAAUGAUGAUGGACAAGACGAUUAUGUCACUGGUGUACCACGAGGAGACAAAGCACUGGGCUAUGUGAACAUCUUCAAUGGCCAAAACAUGGAGUCAGUGAAGAACUUUACAGGGACACAGAUGGCGGCCUAUUUUGGACACUCCGUAGCUGCUACUGAUAUUAAUGGAGACGGGUUGGUGGAUCUUUUCAUUGGAGCUCCUCUUUUCAUGGACCGAGGCUCGGAUGGGAAGCUGAGGGAGGUUGGACAGGUAACUGUGUUUUUGGGCAGCGGGGGCUUUUCAUUCCACCCUCCACAGCAGCUCACAGGGUCAGAGGUCUACGCUCGGUACGGCUCCUCCAUCGCUGCUCUGGGAGACUUGGACAAAGACGGCUUCAACGAUGUGGCGAUCUCUGCUCCGUACGGCGGCCCUGACCACACUGGACUCGUCUACAUCCACAACGGCCGCUCCCGAGGGCCUGACUCCUCCCCCUCCCAGGUCCUUCAGGGUAAAUGGGCGUCCAGUUACAUGCCUGCAAGUUUUGGAUACUCCAUGUCCGGAAACACAGACAUCGACGGGAACGGAUACCCAGAUUUAAUAGUUGGAGUUUUUGGAGCAGACAAAGCAGUUUUAUACAGAGCUCGUCCAGUGAUCAGUGUGAACGGCACCUUGGACCUGAAUCCACAGAUCAUAAACCCGGAGGAGAAGACCUGUGUGAUCCCAGACACCGGCACGUCUGUGUCCUGUUUCAAAGUGAAGUACUGUCUUAAGGCCAGGGGCAUCGGAGCUCCACCAUCGCUAACCUUUAAGGUGGACAUCACGUUGGACCGUUUGAAACAGAAAGAAGCUACAAAACGUGUUCUGUUCCUGCACAACAAAUCGUAUCAAUAUUCAAGAAAUAUUCCUGUUACAAAUAACGAAAAACUACCACUAAGCUGCGAAGAACUGGUGGUAUUCCUCAGAGAUGACCGUGAGUUCCGGGAUAAGAUCACUCCGAUCUCCGUGACGAUGGAGUAUUCCCUGGACUACAGUAGCGCCGCAGACUCGACCGGACUCCUGCCCAUCGUGGACAUGUCGGCGGCCUCUAACAUCACCAAACAGGCUCAUAUCCUGCUGGACUGUGGAGACGACAACAUCUGCAAACCGGACCUCAAACUCUCCGUCACGAGUGAGCCUCAGCAGAUCUACAUUGGUGACGACAAUGCUCUGACGUUAAAAGUGAGCGCAGAGAACCAGGGCGAGGGAGCGUACGAGGCCGAGCUGCACGUGUUUCCCCCACAUCAGGCAGACUUCACUGGGGUCGUCCGCAGCCAGACUCUGACCAGACUUUCCUGCGCCUAUAAGAAGGAGAACAACACCAAGAUGGUGGUGUGUGACCUGGGAAACCCCAUGAAAGGAGGAACCAAGGUUUUGGCCGAGUUGCGCUUUAGUGUUCACCAGCUCUCAGAGGAGGACACAUCGGUCAAAUUUGAUCUACAAGUCGUCAGCUCAAACCAGUUCAACAACACCAGCCCUCGAGUAUCCAGCACCACCAAACUGGCCGUGCUCGCUAAAGUGGCCAUCAGAGGGUCUUCAAAUCCAGGCCAGGUUCUGCUGCCCAUCCCGAACUGGAAACCCAGAGAGCCUCCUGUUGUCGGGGACGACAUCGGCCCUCAGAUCCUCCUGGUCUAUGAGUUGCUGAACAGUGGUCCCAGCACCUUCUCCAAAGCCUCUCUGAAGGUGGAGGUCCCGUUUCACUUCAAAAACGGCUCUGUGCUCUACGUCACCAGCUUCGACACCGAGGGGCCCAUCAACUGCACCACGGACACAGAGAUCAACCCACUCAACGUGUCGAAUCCAUUGACGCCAGAGAAAAAUGUGACUGGAAUUCCUCCCAGAGAAAGAGAGGCAGAGGGACGAAACCGAAACCACGUGCGAAAACGAGAUCUGGAGUCCAGAGAUGCACAGGGAGACAUACAAACUCUGGAUUGCACUACAUCUGAAUGCCUGUUUCUCAGAUGUCAAGUUGGGCGUCUAGAGAGAGGAAAGAACGCCAUUUUGUUUGUUUAUUCAAGACUGGAUGUAAAGAACUUCCUCCGGGUGGAAAAUCAGAACCGCUCUUAUGUGAUCCAGUCCAAAGCAUCCUUCAGCGUCAUAGAGAUCCCAUACAAGAAACUGGACUUUGAGCUGCCUUCAAACAGCACCACUGUGAGCGUCUCAGUGCUGUGGGUGGCGGACACAUCUCAGCCUGUGCCCGGGUGGGUGGUGGCUCUGGCUGUGCUCGCCGGGCUCCUGCUCCUCGCUCUGCUCAUCUUCAUCAUGUACAAGUUGGGAUUCUUUAAGCGAGUGCGCCCCCCUCAGGACGACUGUGCAGAGAAGGAGCAGCUGCAGCCGGAGGAGAACGGCAACAUGGACGGUUAACGGACAAUAGGUUUACACUGAGCGGAGUGGUCAGGUUUUGGCGCGGUAUGGCCUGGUUCGGCGUGGGUAUGGUACGGAUAAAUUCUGUGGCCUCUGCACCUUUUUUUUUUUACAAGUUUUCUCCGUUGUAUUAACCACUUUAACCACUGGCCAUGUGGUUAACAAAGUAGUGAAAGAAGCAGAUAUCCACACCUCACUGAAUAUUCAAACAGUCCUUCAAAAUGCCGUACCCUGUUUUUCUGUCGCCUUAUGGAAAAGAGAGAACGCAUUUGGAAUUCUUUUUUUAAAUUAAUUUACAAUCAUGGCUGCAGCAACUAAUCUGAUAAAUAGUUCAUAGAUUAUUUCGCAGAACCAGAAUAAAUGUAAUCAUUGAUAAUUGGCUUAACUUUACUAUACAAAAACUUGCCAAGAGCUGGAAAACCUACAGUUGGUAAAGUAAUUAAAUCAGAAAAAUAUACAAAUUUGAAUGUUAAGUUUCACAUUUUGAAAAAGAAAUCUUAAAAUUGUGUUAAUAUUUUCAUUCAUCUUUUUUUUUUUUUUUUCCUUUUUCUCCUUCUGGUUAAAAUUGUGUUUAAAACAAGUUUUGAAAUAUUAUUUGAGUUGAUUGCUGAAUUGGAUUUUUUUUUUUUGCAACUCUUACAUUAGAAGUUGAUGUGAAAUCACAUUCACUAAAGCACAUUUAACUUUUAGAAUUUUUUAGAUCAUGAGAAAAGUAGAAUUUCAUAAUGUACAGCCAAGAAACUUUUUUGCCAAUUAAUAUUUAUUGUAAAUACAAGAUUUAAGGUAAUUUUUGCACAAUCCACAAACUUCAAAUUGUUGCUCUGAAAGUCCUAAACUGCUGUUAAUAAUAGUUCUAACUAAAUGAGAUUAGGGGGCGGGAUAGGGGUGUGCUGAUCUUUUUAUUAUUUUAUUCUUAAGUUUGUAAAGUUAUCUAGUGCCAAUUUAAAUGCAGAAAAUAUUUUUGUUAAUCAUGACAUAUAUAGCAGUAUACGAAAUGUUUAUUAGAGCAAAUAUUAUCAGUGCCAAGCAAGUUUCUGUAUAUUUACAGAUUUAUUUCUAAAAACACUUCCAGUGCCAAAAUACGUGUACAAUUGUCUGCACAGUCACCGGGUUUGUAGACAAAAAAGGAGCAAGUACCGUUUCAAACAACCUAAGAAAGCAAGAUUUAAUCAGGUUUAAACUGGGUUGAAACCAGGUCUAAACCAGGACUAAACCAGGUCUAAACCGGGUCUAAACCAGGACUAAACCAGAUCUAAACCUGGUCUUAACCUGGACUAAACCAGUUCUAAAAUCAGGUCCAAACCAGGACUAAACCUGGUCUGAACCUGGUCUGAACCUGGACUAAACCAGGUCUAAAACCAGGUCUAAAACCAGGUCUAAAACCAGGUCUAAAACCAGGUCUAAAACCAGGUCUAAACCAGGUCUAAACCAGGUCUAAACUAGGACUAAACUAGGACUAAACCAGGUCUAAAACAGGUCUACACUAGGACUAAACCAAGAAUAAACCUGGUCUGAACCUGGACUAAACCAGUACUAAAACCAGGUCUAAACCAGGACUAAACCUGGUCUAAAACCUGGACUAAACUAGUUCUAAAACUAGGUCUAAACCAGGUCUAAACCUGGUCUUAACCUGGACUAAACCGGUUUUAAAACCAGUUCUAAACCAGGACUAAACCAAGGCAUUUCCUCUCAGAGCAAGUACUAGUUCUAGUACAUUUUCAAGUUGAUACGAAACCAAGACUGAAUAAAUACAAGAUCCUCUGAUUAAACCAGGUCUAAACCAGGUCUGAACCAGGUCUAAAGCAGGAUUGAACAGGACUACAUUAGCAGUACAGGUUUCUGCUCGCUCCUGUCUACUUCUCCAAACUGUGAUUGUGCUGACAAAUAUCUACUGUAUUUACAAUUAUGAUUCUACUCCAUGUAAAAAAACCUCAAUUAUUUUAACAGGUUUACUUUGUUUUGAUAAAUGUCUCAGAAUUGUGUGUCCCUUCCAUUUGCAUAUUACUGUACUGUUUAUUUUAUAACGUUUUGUUAGUUUAUUUUGGGGAACAGUAUCUUUAUUCUUAUGUUGCUUUAGGCUUUUCAUUUUUUGUUUUCAUUUUUCAGUUUAAUAUUUACAUGUGUGGGUCCAGUCUAUUUCAAAAAAUGUAUUAAAAGAAACAAUUGUAUUUUUCUUUGCACUGAAGAACCCCUCUUUAUUAUAUGCUUGCUGAAUACAAAACCACAUGAUCAGAAUUGUAUUGUACUAAAAUGAGUGUGGACUUAUAGAAAUCCAGCUGUACAUUUGCCCAUAUUGGGUUCACUGUUGUCUCUAUCCAUAGGUUUCAUUCACAUGAUUCCUUCCUGUUUUGUACAACCUUUCCGCAUUCAAAAGACAUCAUAUUUUGGCGAUGUUUCUCACUAACCCUGUUGACACUUUGCGGUGACAAAGGGGUGUUCUUCAUGUAUGUCUAUUGGUGGAAUGCUCAGUAGUUUCCAUGGUGACACAAUGCACACUUUAGCGAACACAGACAACAAAAAGUUUCAAGAUUGUCUGAAAACUCAAGAAAAGUGUCAUUUUAAGUGCAGUUCCAAUCAAGUCAGUUCUUUCUGGUCAAAUUGUGUUAAAAUAAAGCUCAGAUAAAAUUAUUACUUGAGUUACAGAGCUUCUAACGAGAGUAGUGCUUUCAGUUUCAGGGAAUGUUUUCAGAUUUUCGAUUGUGAUGAUGUUAUAAUCUCAGUUGGGGCAAGAGUCCUGAGUUUUUCCUAUUCAUUACAUUGUACUUAGAUUAUAAAUAUGACCUGUAGAAUGCUGUGACAUCAUCAGAAAACCAGCAAUGGCGUUCCAUGUUUAGAAUAGUCAAAUCUAGAGCUCAUUUUGUAACCUAAAACAAUGUAUGUAUGGAAAAUGCUCUUUCUUUUUAAGCAGUAAGUUUGCAAAGAAUACUUUGAUGACAGGUUUUGUAUUAUUACUAUUCUUAUUAAGGACUUGUAACAUUGGAGCUGAAAUAAACUGGUUUGUUCACACUG
This is a messenger RNA of Boleophthalmus pectinirostris (great blue-spotted mudskipper), 6424 nucleotides long. RefSeq names its product integrin, alpha V (gene itgav). Gene Ontology annotation, molecular function: integrin binding. The transcript is spliced from 33 exons. The record is from RefSeq and is a predicted model, not a curated record. Gene Ontology annotation, cellular component: external side of plasma membrane; integrin complex. Gene Ontology annotation, biological process: angiogenesis; cell-matrix adhesion; cell adhesion mediated by integrin. The coding region runs from base 218 to 3415 and encodes 1065 amino acids. NCBI's taxonomy places the organism in Eukaryota, Metazoa, Chordata, Actinopteri, Gobiiformes, Gobiidae.